UUUUAUAGCUAAUAGAUACAUAGACAUUUUUUACACUUACAAUUAAACAUGGCAAGGGUGGUGAAGCUAACACUUUGUCUUGCUACAUUCUUUUGCAUUUUGAGCUUUGCAAAUGCCCAAAGCGCAUCAAACGUGAGGGCUACAUACAAUUUCUACAAUCCAGAACAAAAUGGAUGGGAUCUGAAUGCUGUUAGUGCUUAUUGUUCAACAUGGGAUGCUAACCAACCCCUUGAAUGGAGGCAGAAAUAUGGAUGGACUGCCUUUUGUGGAUCGGCUGGACCCCAAGGGCAAGACUCGUGUGGAAAGUGCUUACAGGUGACCAAUAUGGCAACCGGAGCUCAAGCUACCGUUAGGAUUGUUGAUCAAUGUAGCAACGGAGGGUUGGACUUGGAUGCUGGCGUUUUCAAUAGCAUUGAUACCGAUGGUAGUGGCUAUGCUCAAGGUCACUUGAUGGUUAACUAUCAAUUUGUAGCUUGUUGAAGCCUAUCAAUCCAUUGUAAAUCU
Molecule: messenger RNA, 504 nt
Organism: Oldenlandia corymbosa var. corymbosa
Lineage: Eukaryota; Viridiplantae; Streptophyta; Magnoliopsida; Gentianales; Rubiaceae
Source: the annotation of a GenBank genome assembly